This is a messenger RNA of Cynara cardunculus var. scolymus (artichoke), 1009 nucleotides long. RefSeq lists its product as uncharacterized. The record is from RefSeq and is a predicted model, not a curated record. The coding region runs from base 82 to 726 and encodes 214 amino acids. NCBI's taxonomy places the organism in Eukaryota, Viridiplantae, Streptophyta, Magnoliopsida, Asterales, Asteraceae. The transcript is spliced from 5 exons.
UUUCUAGACUCUGCUACAUAUUUUCCCAAGUUCUCAAACUCGGUGAAAAGGGUGACUAUUAGGGUUUUGGUUUGUUUGAUCAUGGCCUUUGCAAGCUAUUUAUCAUCUCUUCAUGUAGAAGCAUCAUCAAAGCAUUCUAUAAUAGCUUCUUCUGUUUCAAUUUCUCCACAAUUCUCAUUACCAUUAUCAUCGUCGUCCUCAUUUUCAUCUUCUUCCGUCAACCGGGAAUCUCGAAAGCUUUCGAUUUUUCCGAAUACAGUCAGAAUUGGUCCCACAGUUAAGGUCAAACCACAAGCUGGUGGUGUCAAUUCAGUUGCUGAGGCUUUUACUGAGUUCAAGCACCUUCUUCUACCAAUAACAGAUCGGAAUCCUUAUCUCUCUGAAGGGACUAGACAGGCUGCAGCAACCACAGCUGCUUUGGCAAAGAAGUAUGGUGCCGACAUCACUGUUGUGGUUAUUGAUGAAAAGCUGAAAGAAUCACUGCCGGAGCACGAUACUCAGCUUUCAAGCAUCCGCUGGCAUUUGUCUGAAGGCGGGUUCCAGGAAUUCAAGCUUUUAGAGCGACUGGGAGAAGGGAGCAAACCGACAGCAAUAAUAGGCGAGAUUGCAGAUGAUAUGAAUUUAGACUUGGUUAUUAUGAGCAUGGAAGCAAUCCAUUCGAAGCAUGUGGAUGCAAACCUGCUAGCCGAGUUCAUUCCCUGCCCUGUCAUUCUUCUUCCAUUGUAGAACCAGUCUCUUCUACCCAACUUUGUAACUCUUAACUCUCUUCUUAUAAGGUACUCCCCAUCUCCCAAAUGCUAAGUCUUCUUUAUGAUCAUUCAUCUUCCUUACCAAAUUGUUGGUUGAGGUUAGAGAUGCUCAAAGAAGCCCAAAAAGCAUGGGUCUGGUGAACCUGAAGCCCGGUCCCGACCGAGCCGAAAUAUUGGCAGCAUGUUAGAUUUAUCUUCUGCCUAAAUUUUAGACUAAAUCAGCAGCCUUUUCUUUUAAGUUCUUAUUUUUCUAUAGUUCU